GAAUUCAUUAGACUUACCAAUCGAUCUGCCAACAGUAUCUAUGUGGAAACAGAUGCUUACUACGUAGAUAUAUCCACUUGUCAUUUGAUUACACUUUGCGCCAAAAGACGUGACUUCGCGAAUCGAAAUUUGGACAAAGCGCGUCUCCCUUGAAAAUACCGGGGUAAACAUCAAUAUCUUCGUGCCACGAGCCACGAGCCACAAGCCAAAAGACUAUUUGAGAAGAGGGUUGAUAUCUGGGGACUCACGAUUUUGUUACUUGUCAGUUCAGUCUUGAGGUGUUCCUUCGAUUUUCUGAGAUUGAUAACUGGACUCUUGACCGACUUCUCAAAUCAUUUCAAAUUUCACAGCAACAGGCAGAUAAUGAAUCUCUCCAACAAUACCUCGGACAUGGAUACGGAGAUUGAGAUUCAUAGUCCGGGGAGAGAUUGGCAUCAUCCGUACACGCCGUAUCCGAUCCAAGAAACGUUUAUGCAAACGGUGUGGGAGGUUUUGGAAGAGGGCAAGAUUGGGAUUUUGGAGAGUCCGACGGGGACGGGGAAGAGUCUGAGUUUGAUUUGUGGCGGGGUGACGUGGUUGAGGGGGUGGAAGGGGAGAGUUUUUGAGGGGUUGCUUGAGGGGGGUGGGGGUGGGGAUGGAGGGAAUGGAGAGGGUAUUGCAAGCUCGACGGAACCGGAGUGGGUGAUUGAAGCGGCGAGGGAGAGGAGGAAAAGGGAGUUGGUUUCGAGGAGGGAGGAGAUGGAGAGGAGGUUGGAGAGGAUCAGAGAGAGGGAGAGGAAGGAUAGAGAUAGGAUGGCUGGAAAAGGAGAUGGGAGGAGUGGGAAGAGGAGGAAGAUUGGGGGGGAUGGAAAUGGGGAUGUGAAUGGAGAGAGUGCUGGUAAAAACGAAGAUGAGUUUUUAUUGGACGAUUGGGAUAGUGAUGGGGAGGCUGGGGGUAGCGGGAAGAAAGGAACCGGAGAUGAGACUAUUUUUUCGAAAGAAACGCUGGAGUUGAAGAAAAGUGUUGGGUUGUGGAGUCAAGGAGUAGAAGAUGAAGAUGAAGAACCAGAUGAUGAGAUGAAGAUAUUUUACUGUUCAAGAACUCAUUCUCAGCUAACUCAAUUUAUUAACGAACUUCGACGAGUAGAAUUCCCACCAUCUAUACCUCCAUCAGACACGUCCUCAAAAGCAUCAGACGAAAAGAAAGAACCCCUUCACGAACACCUCAAACAUCUAACCCUUGGUUCCCGCAAAAAUCUGUGCAUAAACCCCAAAGUAAAUAAACUCAAUUCCGUCACCGCGAUCAACGAACGUUGCGCUGAGCUUCAACAAUCUUCAACUCCCAAAGAACAAAAAUGUCCUCAUCUACCCAAUAAAGAUAACAAAUCCCUCGUCAACACCUUUCGCGAUCAUGCGCUUGCUACGAUCCGCGAUAUUGAGGAUAUGGGUUCUCUGGGGAAAGAAAUCUCAAUCUGUCCAUACUAUGCCUCUAGAGCAGCCAUCAAACCCGCGGAAAUAGUCACAUUGCCUUACCCGUUACUUUUGCAAAAGAGCGCGAGAGAAGCGCUCGGGAUUAGUUUGAAGGGACAUGUGGUUAUUAUUGACGAGGCCCAUAAUUUGAUGGAUGCGAUUGCGGGGAUCUAUGGGACGGAAAUGGAGUUGAGGGAGUUGAAGUUAGCGAAGGAAAUGUUGGGGAAUUAUUUUCGAAAGUUUGCAAAGAGGUUGGGGGGGAAGAAUAGGAUUUAUGUGGCGCAGACGAUUAGGGUGGUGGAUAGCUUGGUGGGUUACUUGGUGAGGAUGUUGGAGGGAUCGGCAAUAGAUGGAGUAGUUUCUCAAAAAGACCUACUAUCCGGAAAAGGAGCCGACCAGAUCGAUCUCUUCAAAUUAAUUCGCUAUCUCCAAGAAAGUAAAUUAGCACGCAAAGUCGAAUCCUACACUGACCACAUCCGAAUAUCACAACCACAAACUUCCGUCUCCUCGUCCAAAAACAAAGGUCCCCCCAAAUCAACCCCCAUUCUGCAUACCCUAACAUCUCUCCUCCUCGCCCUCACUCACCCCACAUCCGAAGGCCAACUCUUCUUUCUCAAACAUGAGAACGACGUCACCCUUAAAUUUCAACUCCUCAAUCCCGCUAUCCACUUCGAUUCUAUUGUUUCCUCCGCCCGCGCCGUCAUUCUCGCCGGUGGAACAAUGUCGCCUUUUUCAGAUUACACAUCUAUUCUCUUUCCUUCCGUCCCGGCCCAUAAAAUCAAAACUCUCUCCUGCGGCCACGUCAUCCCGUCGAGUAAUCUCUUCGCGAGUGUGGUCUCCAAAGGCCCCACGGGAUAUCCCUUCAAAUGGACAUUUGAAAACCGUGCGAAUACAGAGAUGAUGGAUGAGCUAGGAAGAGUGCUGGUAAAUGUUUGUACGGUUGUUCCAGGGGGUGUGGUAGUUUUCUUCCCCAGUUACAGGGUUUUAGAUACGAUUCUUGCGCGAUUUGCGGUUGUUCAGCAGGGCAAUAAUAAUAGUACGAGUAAACCCAAAUCGCUACUCCAACGAUUAGAAGAAAAGAAAACGGUAGUGCGCGAAGCGAAAGAAGAGAGUGUGGAGGAGAUCUUGAGGAGAUAUGGAAAUGCGAUUGCAGAGGGGAAGGGCGGGUUGCUGUUUAGUGUUGUGGGGGGAAAGUUGAGCGAGGGCAUUAAUUUCUCGGAUGAUUUGGGGAGAGCGGUUGUGAUUGUUGGGUUGCCGUUUCCGAAUGCUAGGACGGCGGAGUGGAGGAGAAGGUUGAGGUUUGUGGAGGAGAGUGCGGUGGCGAGGUUGUCGGGUGAUUAUUUAGGGUCUGCUUCUUCUUCUUUGACAAGGUUGGGGCUGAAGGGUGGAUAUGUGGAAAAAGAAAAAGACGAAGAAGUAGAAAAUGGAGAGACGGGAAGAAGCCAAAAUACGGAACCACAAAUACAAAUACCCAUUCCACACGAGAUCCAAGCACAGAUCGCCCACAAAGCCAAAGAAGAAGCGAAAGAUUUCUUUGAAAAUGUAUGCAUGCGAGCGGUGAAUCAGAGUGUGGGGAGAGCGAUUAGACAUCGUGGAGAUUGGGCGGGGAUUUUGAUGGUGGAUGAGAGGUUUAGGGGGGAGGGGGUGAGGGGGAAAUUGGCGGGUUGGAUUAGAGAGGGGGUGAAGGGGGUGAAGGAGGAGGAUCAGGGAUUUGGGAGGGUGGUGGGAGGACUGGGGGCGUUUGUUAGGGGGAGGAGGGGGGGCGUGUGAGGGGAGGGGAGAGAGGAGAGAGGGUAGAUUUAUUUCUAUCUCUUGAGCUUGAGAAAAAUAAUAAUGAGUGCGUGGCUGUGAAUACUUUUGAAAUUGUAUACAUAUACACACACAUACAUACCAUACCAUACCAUACAUACAUAUCCAACCUUAUAUAUACAAGUUUAAGUUUAACUAACUUAUAUACGAAAAUAAAUAAAUAAGACACACAAAACGUUCAAACCAUAUAAUUAGUAUAAGUAUCA
This is a messenger RNA of Botrytis cinerea B05.10, 3464 nucleotides long. It is a transcript of the gene Bcchl1, whose product is annotated as Bcchl1. Gene Ontology annotation, molecular function: hydrolase activity, acting on acid anhydrides, in phosphorus-containing anhydrides; ATP binding; DNA helicase activity. Bases 364 to 3219 code for a protein of 951 amino acids. NCBI's taxonomy places the organism in Eukaryota, Fungi, Ascomycota, Leotiomycetes, Helotiales, Sclerotiniaceae. The transcript is spliced from 3 exons. Gene Ontology annotation, cellular component: nucleus. Gene Ontology annotation, biological process: nucleobase-containing compound metabolic process; establishment of sister chromatid cohesion. The record is from RefSeq and is a predicted model, not a curated record.